AUGAGCAAUGUACCGAAAAGUCCAAUCUCGUCGAAAGCGGUAACUCCCUCCUCCUCAUCAUCAUCAUCACCACCACGUCUGCCAUCCCAGCCAUCUCCUCCUAUGUCGCCAUUACCACCACCACUACAGCUGGAGCUAGAAAACAAUGAAGAGUCCUUACAGCUGGAGCAAAAACAAGAGCAGCAACAAGAACAACAGAAGCCACAGCCGAAGCAGCGUAAAGUCCAAACUGCUGAAGAAUACGCCCACCAACUUUCGCUUUGGAGAUCAUCGGGACCCCAAAUAAAUACCGAAACGUGGCUUUACGAAGAUUUGGACAAACUCAACCCAAUAGAAAACAAAGUCGACAGUGCUAAACUUCUCCAUGCUUGUGAAAAGGCGUAUUAUUUACGUGAUUGGCAUCAUUGCCUACAAUUGUGCAAUUUGGGAGCCCGAUUAUUUGCAGUUGAUUUGGAUCAAGUAGGAGAUGCAAUGAAACAGGAUUUGCAGCUGACUAAUAGGCGAAAACGGUUGGGGAAGAAGCAUGAGAGAAGUGUGGUUGACUUGUACGAUAUAAAGCAAAGAUGUCUGAGUCGAAUGAAGGAGAAAGACGCAGAGCAGGCUUUCGGUAGUUAA
This is a messenger RNA of Lodderomyces margitis, 615 nucleotides long. RefSeq lists its product as uncharacterized. Bases 1 to 615 code for a protein of 204 amino acids. The record is from RefSeq and is a predicted model, not a curated record. The transcript has a single exon. NCBI's taxonomy places the organism in Eukaryota, Fungi, Ascomycota, Pichiomycetes, Serinales, Debaryomycetaceae.